Trichophyton benhamiae CBS 112371 is the source of this 567-nucleotide messenger RNA. RefSeq lists its product as uncharacterized. The transcript has 3 exons. NCBI's taxonomy places the organism in Eukaryota, Fungi, Ascomycota, Eurotiomycetes, Onygenales, Arthrodermataceae. Bases 1 to 567 code for a protein of 188 amino acids. The record is from RefSeq and is a predicted model, not a curated record.
AUGGGAUGCCAGCAGCAGCAGCAGCAGCAGCAGCAGCACACGGAAGCGAGCAAGGGAGGAGAAGUCGAUACCAACACGCAAGCUGCGAGCGAGCAAGGCAAGGUCAGGUAUUCGCCUGUCUUAGGGCUGGUUUGUGGUCGUGUGGAUGGCUGGGAGAUGCGAGAUGGUCGGCUGCUGGGGCUGUUGAGUUGGGUUGAGAGAGAGAGGGCGGGCGGUUGCUGGAGCGGCGCUGGGGCUGGUGGUUUGUUUGGGCUGGCGGUGGUUGAAGGGAAGAAGAAGAAGAAGAAGAAAAAGCAGGAAAAAAAAGGGAGGGCGAGAAAAGGCGGGAAAAGGCGAGCGCGGGACCAGGCAAGGCAGCUAAGCAAGAACGAGACAUCCAGAGAAGACGAGAGAAGCCAGCCAGAAGAGCGUAAAAGAAAGGACGAAGAGGAAGAAGAAGAAGGAGAAGGAAAAGAAGAAGAUAAAAACCACGCUAUGCAAACGCCAGAUCAGAAAGAGAAAAGAAGAAAAGGAAGAAAAAGGACAAAAAUGCCGCCCAGGGGAGAGAGUAAUGUACAAUCGGUCUAA